Molecule: messenger RNA, 1212 nt
Organism: Drosophila novamexicana
Lineage: Eukaryota; Metazoa; Arthropoda; Insecta; Diptera; Drosophilidae
Product: CKLF-like MARVEL transmembrane domain-containing protein 4
Exons: 4
Coding region: 199-726 (175 amino acids)
Cellular component (GO): membrane
Source: RefSeq, a predicted model, not a curated record
CAGUCGUUAAACGCGUCUCGCCAGCCGUGGACAUAGAAUUUGCAGCGCGACUUUCAGUUUUGCAUGCGCACAUCAAAUAUCCAAUACAUAGAUCCGUUUUGUUAACUAGCUGUACACGUGUGUGUGUGUGUGUAUUUGUGAGUCCUAUUUAGAGAGAGAGAGAAAAACUAGUACAAAUAACAUUAUUAGAAGAACAAAAUGGUCGAGACCGUGGUCACCGUCGAGCGCACAACAACAACAACAACUGGCCCACCUGGCGGCAAUCCGUCCGGCGGCGAUAAUGGCGGCUUCUGGAGCGCGAUACGGAUCAAUAUGGACUAUUACAGAACGGCGCCGGGCAUUAUAAAGAUUGUGCAAUUCAUAUUGGGCAUCAUUUGUAUGGCGCUUGCCUCACCUGCACAAGCGGCUGCGACAAGUUUCUUCCUGUUCGUUGUUGUCAUCUCUUUCAUUAUUACCAUCCUGCUGAUAGCCGCCUAUUUUCUGGGCAUACGCGAGGCGCUCAAUGUGGCCGUCAAUUGGAUAUUCUCUGAACUGUUAACAACCGCUGUGCUGACACUGCUCUACUUCAUUGCAUUCAUUGUGCAGCUGGCCAGAUGGGCCGAAUCGAACACUAAGGGACAUGGCUCCAAUACGGCGGCUGGCGUUUUUGGACUGUUCAAUUUCUUGGCCUAUGCGGCGGGCACAUACUUCUUAUUCCUGGCGCACAGAUCGGGCGCCACCCAUUAAUGUCCAUUUGUAGUAUAGCCGAGCUGCGAUCUGAUCUGAUCCGAUCCGAUUCGAUAGACAAUGGCACCAUUUUAAUAGUCACGCGCACACAAGAUAAACAACAAAAAAAAAAAAAAAAAAGAAAAAAAAAUAAAAGGCAAGCAGCGCACCCACCACGAAAGCCAACGUAGGGUAGUUUAAGUUUUAAGUGCAAUUGUUCGUAAAGUUUGUUUUUGUUUUCGUUCUUUUUCUGUUCACUUACAUCUAACGGCAACAACGAAUGUGAACAAGCUCAAUUGAAAGUUCGCUCAGUUCAGUUUGGUUCUGGUUCAGUUUAGUUCUGGUUCAGUUCGGCGCAUUCUCGGCCCGCUCGGCGCGUGCGAUUUGAUUUGUUUUUAAUGUUAUUUUAAUACUUACUUUAACUUUAACGCCUGCUAACAUUUAAGUUCAAUAAACACGAGGCAACAAAAAAAAAACUAAGUUCAAUAAAUUAUUCGUAUUUUGUAA